AUGGCUGAGAUCAUUGGAUCGCAAGCUUCAGGCCAUCCGAACCUCAAUCUCACUGCCGAAGAGAAGCGAGCCUACGCGCAGCUUUUGAAAGAAGCAGACCCUGAUGGGUUCGGAGCUGUCUCUGGCGAUGUCGCUGUAAAGUUCUUCGAGCGUACAAAGCUUCCUCCCGAUGUCCUCGGCCAAAUCUGGCAGAUUGCUGACACCGAGAAUCGAGGCUUUCUGACUCCCGCCGGCUUUGGCGUCGUCCUGCGACUCAUAGGUCAUGCUCAGAAUGGAAGAAGUCCUUCAACGAGCAUUGCCGUUCAACCUGCCCCAUUGCCUCGCUUCGAUACCUUGCCCAACGAAAGCCAACCACCACCGCAAACGCAACCUCAACUAGCAGCAGUUCCCCAGCCUAUUGCCCAACAAUCGACCGGACCUCCGGCGAGUCCCUCUCCAGCAGGAGGUCAUCCUAUCCGAGUGCCUGCCCUUAGCCCGGACAAGGUCGCAACUUAUUCCUCCCUAUUUGAGAAGUCGGGUGCUGAAAAUGGAUUCUUGUCGGGUCUCACUGCAAAACAGAUAUUCGAACGAGCCGGUCUACCAAAUGAGGUGCUGGGAAGAAUCUGGGGUCUUUCGGACACACAGGGUAGAGGCGUACUGGAUGUCACCGAGUUCGUGAUCGCCAUGCACUUACUUGCGUCUUACAAGUCUGGGCAGAUGCGUGGCGUCCCAAACACACUACCGCCAGGUUUAUACGAGGCUGCAACUCGACGACCUCCGGCGAGAGCUGGAAGUGGCUCUCGACCCGGUUCAAGUGCUGUUCCUAAUCUGCCUCCUCCCCCUCAAUUUGCGGGAUUCAAUCAAAGACCCCAAAGUCCAAUCACUCGACAGCAAGUCGGCACUCCUCUCUCUGCUCAAUCGACCGGGGAAUCGUGGCUUGUUACUCCAGCGGACAAAGCCCGUUUUGAUGCGACCUUUGCGACUAUCGAUCGUCAAGGAAGGGGUUUCAUCACUGGGGAACAAGCGGUGGAUUUCUUUGGUAACGCGAGAUUGCCCGAAGAAGUGCUCGCCCAGAUUUGGGAUUUGGCCGACAUGAAUUCAGAAGGUCAAUUGAACAAGGAUGAGUUCGCUGUGGCUAUGUUCUUGAUUCGGCAACAGCGAGGAACAAAAGAUGGCCGAGGCGUCCUUCCACAGACAUUACCUCUGGCUCUGAUUCCUCCAAGCAUGCGGAAGCAAGUUCUUCCCCCAUCUCAGCCAACUGCACCGGCUUUUGAAAACGCCCCGGUCACAAAGCCUCGUUCAGCCGCCGAUGAUCUUUUCGGCCUAGAUGCGUUCGGUCCUCCUCCAACUGUUGCUCCCCAGGUGGCUCAAUCUACAGGAGGUACCGAUGCAGGUCCAUUUGCAAACCCACCUUCGGCUCUGUCACCACAGACCACAUCUACAACUUUCAAGCCUUUUAUCCCCUCUAGCUCGUUCGGCCAAAGCAUGAUCCCUCAAUCAACAGGAUCGCCCGCUCCUGCUCAACAACGAUCACUUCCGACUGAUGAUUUACUUGGAGAUGCUGAUCCAGAGGUCAGCUCGAAGCUCACGAACGAAACUAGUGAACUCGGGAAUCUGUCGAACCAGAUUGGGAGCCUGUCAACACAAAUGACAGAACUUCAGGGGACUAGAAAGCAAACUGAACAAGAACUCUCUCAAAAUACCGCUCAGAAGCGAGCUUUCGAAGGACGCUUGGCACAACUAAGAUCACUAUAUGAGAAGGAAGUCAAGGAAGUCAAAGCACUACAAGAGCAGCUCGCGGCAUCGAAGAAUGAAACGAAAAGAUUGCAAUCGGAUAUGGCUAUGGUCGAUGGCACUCACCAGGACCUUGCCACCCAGCAUCAGCAAUUGCGAGCCGCAUUGGAAGCCGACCAACGAGAAAAUGCUGCACUAAAGGAACGUAUUCGACAGUCCAAUCAGGAGAAUGAACAGCUUAAACCGCAAUUGGAGAAAUUGAAGUCGGAUGCGAGACAGCAAAAAGGUUUAGUGGCCAUCAACAAGAAGCAAUUAGCGACUAAUGAAGCGGAGCGCGAUAGAAUAAAGGCGGAAAUCUCUGCCGCACACAAACUCGCUGAGGAUGCGGCACGGGAAGCGGAAGAGUCAGCUCGAGAAGUUGAAGCAUCGAAGAGGGAGCUUGAAGAAGCACGAAAUGUUCCCGUCCCUUCGAUUAAAAGUCCUCCCACUGUCGCAAGCCCUGCUCCUUCAACCAGUUCAAAUCCUUUCUUCCGAAAGACAACAGAUCCCACCUUUUCGCCACCCCCUGUCACCUCACCAGAACCAGUCAACACCCAAAGUGCUUUCGAUAGUAUCUUUGGACCAUCAUUUGGCGCAUCUCCUACCGCACCAGUACCUCAAACGUCCUUCUCAAGUCAUUCUCCCGCAGCUACUGGUUCACCGGGUGUCCCACGUAUAGACUCUCCCAGCCCCUCAACACCUAGUGUAUUCUCAGCAGAACCACCUGCUCCUCCACAGUCUCGUCAGAUCACUUCGGCAGCGCUUCCUUUUCGCCAACCUCUUGAACGAGAAGACUCUGUCAGUUCAUCUGUAAGGGUUGCGCCACCUGUCAGUCGACUGAGUCCUGCAGACACUCCACGUGCUCUGACUCCAGCAGCCAGUACACCCAGUCCUCCAGCACACCGCGCCUCCCCAGACCCAUUUUCAACAGUUGCAGCCCCUGAUGAAGAACAGGAGUCUGUAAGAAGAACAUUACCUGAGGGAAAGCUGUCCAAGGAGUCCUUGGAAGAUGGUUUUGGAAAACCGUCUGUGCCAAUUGGUGACAUUCCUGGUGCGUUCCCAUCAGGAUCACGCGCAGAGACACCUUCGCAGGGACUUUCGAGCUCUACGGUCCUUGCUGGUACUGGAGUCGCUGCCCUUGGGGCCGGUGCUGGAGUUGUUGCUGCCACCACAAAUGGAACUGAACAGACCAACCAAGACUCCACGGGGAAAGGAAAAGGUCCUGAGCGAGACUUCGAUGAUUUCUUUGGCGGGCCAGCUCAUCAACGCACCAUCUCGCAGAAAGCGGCCGACUUUGACUCAGCAUUUGCGGAUUUUGGUAAACCACAACCAACUAAUGGUACUCCAGGCGCUGCUGCUAAAGAGUUUCCUGACAUCCAAGAGGUUGUUGACGAUGAUGAUGACAGUGACAGUGAUUACAGUGAUGAACGCAUGAAGUUUGAUGACGACUUCGGUACCCGGUCGCCGCCACGUGAUUUACCAACAGAAUCUACAAGUCAAGGCAAGCAAGCAGAGCACUCGACUGGCACGAAUGACCUUUUCCCACCACGUCCUCACUUGGAUACCGCAGCCUCCACAGCAAGCUCGUUACCUGGAGUUGACCAACAAAAGUCACCGCCACCAUAUGGUGAUGCUGUGCCAUCGGAAAAUCCAACUCACUUUCCUCGAGAAUAUAAAGGCUUGCUUCCUGAGAGAGAAGAUCCAACAUCUCCACCUGCAGGCGGUGAGACUAUUGUGACUGCUGCACCAGGAGGAAGUGGACAGGCCCCUUCGUAUGGGCCAGAAGCACAUCCCAGAAGCCCUUCAGAUUCCAAACCUGAGGCGGCUUUCCCACCAACCAAGACGACGCCUUUUGAUUUCGAUUCGGCUUUCGCCAGUGUCGGUUCUGCCCCUGUUGCAGAUGACGACGACGACUCCGAGGACGAUGCACAAGUAUUUAGCCCAGCUCGAAAUCAAGCCGACUUUGAUCCGUCAUUUGAUUCACCACCUCAGUCACGUUCCUCAGCGGCACCACAGCAUUCUGCUUAUGACGCGGUGACCAAUGGUACCAGCUCUUCGAAGGCAGCCACAAAUGACCCGUUUAAAGCCAACGGUGCAGCUCCGAGCUUUGGGUCCCAACCAGCUCCUGCCUCCGAUCCGCAUGACUGGGAUGCACUCUUUGCCCCAUUGAACACCGGCAGUGGAGGUGCUCAAGCUGGUGCACCUGCAGCCUCGGCUUUCGAUUCGCCGAGUACUCCAACCGCAACCUCUGCAGCUACCUUUCCUCCGGCUGUUGCAGUUGAACCAUCUUCACCGGCACCACCAGCGUCUCCACCAGCGGCGGUACCGACGAGUCCAACCAACAAACUCGAACGCCCACAGCCUGGACGUGCCUUGAGUGCCGGCACUGAACAUGAUGACCCCAUUCUCAAACGACUCACGGCAAUGGGAUGGACUCGGGACGAGAGUCUCAAUGCUUUGGAGAAGUUCGAUUAUAAUAUCGACAAGGCCGCUGACUACCUAACAUUCCGAUCUUGA
Exophiala bonariae is the source of this 4269-nucleotide messenger RNA. RefSeq lists its product as uncharacterized. The record is from RefSeq and is a predicted model, not a curated record. Gene Ontology annotation, cellular component: plasma membrane; cytoplasm. Bases 1 to 4269 code for a protein of 1422 amino acids. Lineage: Eukaryota; Fungi; Ascomycota; Eurotiomycetes; Chaetothyriales; Herpotrichiellaceae. Gene Ontology annotation, biological process: endosomal transport; endocytosis. Gene Ontology annotation, molecular function: calcium ion binding; protein binding. The transcript has 5 exons.